Messenger RNA from Rhea pennata, 3830 nucleotides. It is a transcript of the gene FOSB, whose product is annotated as FosB proto-oncogene, AP-1 transcription factor subunit. The transcript is spliced from 4 exons. The record is from RefSeq and is a predicted model, not a curated record. Gene Ontology annotation, cellular component: nucleus. Gene Ontology annotation, molecular function: RNA polymerase II cis-regulatory region sequence-specific DNA binding; DNA-binding transcription factor activity, RNA polymerase II-specific. Bases 874 to 1854 code for a protein of 326 amino acids. NCBI's taxonomy places the organism in Eukaryota, Metazoa, Chordata, Aves, Rheiformes, Rheidae. Gene Ontology annotation, biological process: regulation of transcription by RNA polymerase II.
GGCGGCUCGGGGGCCCGGGGCGGCGGGGCCGCGCCGCCGCGUGACGUCAGCGGGAGGCGGGGCGCCGCCGUAUAAAUCGGGCGCGCGGCGGAGAAGCGGUUCAUUCAUAAAAGCUGGUGCGGAGGCGCUUCGGCGGCGGCGGAUACCGGACACCGGAGCUGCAGCGCGGCCCGCGAGCGGCGCGCCGGGACUUUGCGGCCGGAACCUUGGGGCGGGGGCACCGGAGCCUGGCACCGGCGGACGCGCGACUUUGCAACCGGAGGAGGAGGAGGGGAGAGGGGGAGGUGCGCUGAGGACUUGCACCGGCGGACCGGGACUUUCCAACCGGAGCUUUACACCGGCGGACGGGGAGCUGUGAACCGGAGGCUUGUACCGGCGGACCGGCACUUUCCAACUGGAGCUUUGUAUUGGCGGACGCGGAGCUUUGAACGGGAGCUUUGCACCGGCGGACCCGGGACUUUGUACCGGAGCCUGGGACGGGUGCACCGGGCUUGGCAUCGGCGGAGCCGGGACUAUUCAACCGGGGCUUUGUACCGGCGGAACCGGGAGUUUGAACGGGAGCCUGCGGCGGGUGCACCGGAGCCGCGUACCGGCGGAGCGGGACUUCCUCGUACCGGCGCGCCGGGAGUUUGAACACAAGCGCGGCGGCACCUCGUAGCAGCCAACCGGGACCUUAAACCGGCGGAGCGGAGCUUCUCCCACCGGAUCACCGGCACCACCGGGGGAGCUCCACAGCGGGGCCGGCCGCAGCGAUGCCGCUGGCCUGACGGGCCCGGUGCACGCGCGCCGCCGCUUCCCUCCCCCCCCCUUUCCCCCCAACCCGCUCCCGGUGCAGCCUUGGCGUGGCGCCGCCGCCCCCGGUUCCCCGGGGCCAUGUACCAGGGCUUCCCCGGUGACUACGACUCCGCGUCGCGCUGCAGCUCGUCGCCGUCGGCCGAGUCGCAGUACCUGUCCUCGGUGGACUCCUUCGGGAGCCCCACGGCGGCGGCCGCCGCGCAGGAGUGCAGCGGCCUGGGGGAUAUGCCCGGCUCCUUCGUGCCCACGGUGACGGCCAUCACCACGAGCCAGGACCUGCAGUGGCUGGUGCAACCCACCCUCAUCUCCUCGGUGGCCCAAUCGCAACCGCCGGGGGGGCCCAUGGCCCACCAGCAGCAGCCCCCUCCCACCGCCCCCGUCGACCCCUACGACCUGCCAGGACCCAGCUACUCGGCGCCGGGCAUGGGUGCCUUCGGCGCGGGACCCUCGCCGGGCGCCUCCCGCCCCACGCGGGCUCGGCCCCGGCGCAGCCGCGAGGAGACGCUGACGCCAGAGGAGGAGGAGAAGCGGCGGGUGCGCCGGGAGAGGAACAAGCUGGCCGCCGCCAAGUGCCGCAACCGGCGCCGGGAGCUCACGGACCGGCUGCAAGCGGAGACAGACCAGCUGGAGGAGGAGAAAGCCGAGCUGGAGUCGGAGAUCGCCGAGCUGCAGAAGGAGAAGGAGCGCCUGGAGUUCGUGCUGGUGGCCCACGCGCCCGGCUGCAAGCUCCCCUUCGAGGACGUCGGCGAGCUGAGCACCGCCGAGGUGAGCUCUUUGGGGAUGCCGGGCAAAGAGGAGCCGUACGGGCCCGCCGCCUUCCUGCCCGCGCCGGCGGUGCCCUUCCAGCAGAGCCAGGCCGCCGGCGCCGAGGGCCCCUUCCCCAGCUGCUGCUUCGCGCCCGGCGCCCCGCCGGCGCCGGCACCGCCUAACCCCUCCUAUACGUCUUCGUUUGUGUUCACCUACCCAGAGGGAGCGACCUGCGGAGCCUCGCAUCAGCGGAGCAGCAGCAGCGACCAGUCCUCGGACUCCUUGAAUUCUCCCUCGCUACUCGCGUUGUGAAUGCCCCCUCCCGCCCUCUCCCCACCACCGCCACCACCUCCAAAAGCUCCCCCAGAUGCCUCCUUCCUCCCAUCCCGCCUCCCCUCCCCGGAAAACCGGGCUGCUCCAGCCCUUGGCGCCCUCCCUGGGGAGGGGGAGAUGGUUUUGGUAUUAUUAUUAUUUUUUUUUUACCUCCUCUUCCCGGCUCUUGUGACCCCGGCUGGGGCAUGUUUGAUGCAAUGGGAAGGGGUGGGGUGGGUGGGAUUUGGCGCCCUGGCGGAGUGAUUUUUUUUUUUUGGGUGGGGGGAGGAGGGGGAAGGGCUUGGCACCUCUGGAGGUGGGGGUCUGUGCGGCGUCUCCAUCAUCCCAAGAGUGUCUAUGUGGCCUCGCCGUCGUCCCAGAGGUGUCCUUGCAGCAUCUCCCUUGUCCCAGAGGUGUCCAUGCAGCCUCUCCAUCGUCCUACAAGGGUCCAUGCAGCAUCUGCCUUGUCCUAGAGGUGUCCAUGCAGCCUCUCCAUCAUUCCAGGAGGGUCCUUGCAGCAUCUCCCUUGUCACAGCAGGUCCGUGUGGCCUCUCCAUCACUCCAUGAGGGCUUGUGCAGCAUCUUCCUUGUCCAAGAGGUGUCCGUGCUGCCCCUCUGUCAUCCCAAGAGGUGUCUGUGCAGCAUCUUCCUUGUCCUAGAGGUCUGUGCAACCUCUCUGUCAUCCCAUGAGCAUCUGUGCAGCGUCUCCCUUGUCCCAGAGGGUCCGUGUGGCCUCUCGGUCAUCCUGCAAGGGUCCCUGCAGCAUCUCCCUUGCCCUGGAGGUGUCUGUGCAACCUCUCUGUCAUCCCAAGAGGGUCCGUGCAGCAUUUCCUUUGUCCUAGAGGAUUCUGUGCAGCCUCUGCCUCAUCCCAAGAGGGUCUGUGCAGCCUGUCCAUCAUCCCCGAGGGCCUGUACAGUAUCUCUGUUGCCCUCCUGGUGGGGUCUCCAGCACCUUGGAGGAUCAUUCCAUCGCCCUGAGGGUUCAUGCAGCAUCUCCACCACCCCAGAGGUGUCUGUGCUGCAUCUCCAUUAUCCCAAGAGGGUCCAUGCGGCCUCUCUAUCAAUCCAAGAGGGUCUGUGCAGUAUCCCUGUUGCCCUGGUGGGGUCUCUGGCGCCUUGCAGGGCCUCUCCAUCGUCCCAAGAGGGUCCAUGUGUUAUUUCUGCCCUCUUAGUGGGGCCUUUGACACCUUGGAGAGGUAGUCUCCAUUACCCAGGGAGUCCAUUUGGUGUUCCCCUUGGCCGGAGGUGUCCGUGCAACCUUUCCACCAUCCCCACAGUGUCCAUUUGGCCUCUCCAUCAUCCCAAGAGGGUCUAUGUGACAUCUGUCACCUGCCUGGAGGAGGUCUCCAUCACUCUGGGAGUCCAUUUGGUGUCUCUGUCACCCAGAGAUGUCCAUGCAACCUCUCCAUCAUCCCAAGAGGGUCCAUCUGGCAUCUCUGUUGCCUGCCCUGGUGGGAGGACAUUCCCCCAUCAGCCCGAGGCUCCCAGCAGCACCUCCAUCAUCCUGGAGUUGCCUAUACCUAAUUGCCGUUACCCCAGGGUGGGGGGCAUCAAUGCCACCUUCCCAUCACCCUUGGUGGUGUCCCCACCACCUCGCAGGAGGCUGCAUGGCAUCUCUAGCACCCUGGGGCGUCCCUAUCUCCAUCACCUAAGGGGGUCCCUGUCUUGUCCCUUGGACUCCCCAGUGCCUGUGGCCUCCCCUGCCCUGCGCCGUCCCUCUCGCGUGACCAAGCUUCGCCAGCGUUGACUCUGUUCUCUCUCUAUAUAUAUUAUAUAUAUAUAUAUUUUUUUGUUGCGUGCGGCCGGCUCCGCGGGGCCGUCCGCCACCGGGAGAUGUUUAAUUUUUUAUUAUUAUUAUUAUUAUUAUUGCCUGUGCUGUAUUUGUGACUCUGUUACGGGGGCCUCGCGCCCCCCCCCCCCCGCGUCCGUGCUCGCCCCAUCUGCAACGUGGCCAAUAAAACCCGCUUUGGAUCGGC